AAAACAAGAGCAUACCAAACAAACCUGAUUGGUUCUACUCAUUACGAAGGUCUGACUAAAAGAGGUUUUUUUUAAAAUAUGUUUUUAUUUUCAGUGAUCUUUAAUUGGAGGUGAGUCCCUCUCAAAGUACCAUGGCUCAAGAUCAUUGUUUGCAGCUGCUGCUCUACUGUACUUUAGCCAGCUUUUUUCAGGACAUCUCUGCUGUGGAUCACAUCCCUAUGCUGAUGUGGUCAACUUUCAGCUCUUUAUGGAAUAUGAAAAGUGCAAUAUAUGAAGGUCAUACCAUUAAAAAUCAUGAGCUGCAGACAUUCCUGAAACCAAUUUUUAACCAAGGCUCUCAGAAUGUUAUUCUUUUUUUUCAGAAUGAGCUUAGUAUCGAAGACUUCACACGUUAUGGUCCUGAUGAUGGCGAAAAAGAAAUAUUUUGCAAUAUCCAGCAAUUGCUUGAAUCCUCAAACUCAUCCCUGAUUCUGCCAGCAGUUGACUGGAGGGCCAUAAAACAAUUGCAGGAAAAUCAAAAUUGGACCAAAGUUCAAAUUGACCAUUUUGAAGAUACAGAACUGGAAAUAGAUCCUUCGAAACCAAAUUUAAUCAUCAUAAAUUUAACACCAGUCAACAGGACAAUUAAUUUGAAAUUGGCACAGACUCUAGCUGACAAUGAUAAAAUAAUUGGGAUGGCAACUAAUACUUUGAGAAAGAAAGGACUACACUUUUCUGGCAUUUAUACAGCUCUGAGACCUGGUGUGGUUAUUAGAAAGACUAAUGAUGGAGUGAUUCAAACUGGGCGGCGAUUAAUGACCACAGAUUCAACCAGCUCUGUUCCAUACCCGCCCCUGAACGUAACAAAUGGCACAAACAUGUGCAUUCUCUUUCAUGCUACCAGUCUGCAGCUAACAGCCAAUGGAACAUUAAUUGACUUGACCAACGAAACUUUUAUUUCCAAUUCAGUGGACUCUAGUAGCUCUGUAUGUUCAACCACUAAUACCACGUUAUCCCUCAAGUAUUCACUGCAAAAAAAUCCAAGUAUCCGCAUUAACACUCUGGAAAUCAGGUUUUUAAUGAGGACCAAGUUCUACACUGGAUCAGCACGAAACUGGUUCAGGUUGGAUUUUGUUGAAAUUGUGCAGGACGAGCUCAAUAUCGCAAUGUUUAAUGCGUCCAGUAUCUCAGCACCACAGGAGUAUUCCUUUCACUGUCAGUUAGUGGGGACCAGUAGACUUUAUGGUGCAACGCUUAUUCCUGCUAACAAGGCGGCUGAAGCCUGGACCAUCACCAUUUCUGAAUUUCAGAUUCAGGGUUUCAAUGUGGAGAACAACCUAUUUUCUUAUGCAAGUGACUGUACCUCGUUCUUCACUCGUGCAAUCUGGAUGGCCCUGGUGACAUUGCUGGUUCUUUUGUAUGUCCUUACCUAUGGCAUCCACAUGAUCAUGCAGUUGACAACUAAUGACCGUUUUGAUGACCCUAAAGGCCAGGCUCUAACAGUCCCCCAGACUGACUAAGUUUGUGAUUUGAGCCGAAUACACAUAUCUCCUUUAAUAGUCUUUUGCAUUAUCUGAAUCAAAUUUGUGCAACAUAUUAUUUUACAUAUUUCACCCUUCGCACAGUGAUGAAGUUGGUUAUAAUUUCAGAGCAUUGGAUUCAGUCUGGGCAUAUAUUUAUACUGAACCUCCUGGAAACUCGGGAAAAUUGACCAGAGGAAACACUACCCAAAUUGCUCAAUGACUGCAGUUUUCAAACUAUCAAAAAGUAUGAAUAAAAACAGCCAUAAAAAUGUUCACAGGUGUAGGACCUUUUGACAGAGGAAGAUAAUUUGGAUGCAAGAAAGUAGGGACAAGAUGGAGGAUAAAAUUACAUGAACAGAUGCAAAUGACAUGUAAACAGAAAAUGCUGGUAAAACUCAGCAGGUCUAACAGCAUCUGUGGAGAGAGAAAGGGAGUUAAAGAGAAGUAGAAAUGUAAUGGAUUUUAUAUAGUUUAAGAGGGGGUGGUGCUCCAUUGAAUUUUUGCAGGUCCUGUAACCAUCAGAUAAAAUUUAACUGCCCAAGACGCCUCUGAAUGCAUAUUACUACAUGUCUGCAAUACUGGAGAUUGUGAAUAAUAUGGAAAUCAGUGAAACAGAUAGUAGGAGAUGAACAUUUACUGCUGCAGUAGGGUGUGCUCUUCCAUAUUUAGUGGUGAACAGUCAGCCCAAGUAUCUGAAUCCUUAAAUUGUGUUACUGAGUCUAAAUAGAAUAUUUUUUCUCCAAUUUUCUUGCCACCCUGGCAAGCAUUAUUAAAUGAUAUUGUACCUUGGUAAAAUUGUUUAUUUUUCCUCCAAUAUUCUUGCCACUUUGGCAAGUACUCCUUAAAGAAUGUACCUUGGCUAAAUCAUCUUGUUGGUCUCCAAGCGAGAAUGGCGAAAUGUGUAAAUGAGAGUGCAAAGUAAUGAACAUAUAUAUGUAAAUUUAAAUUCAGAUGAUCUACUUAAAUAAAGGCAAUUUAAUUGAGUGGCUGCUAUUAGACAGUUCAUAUAGGCAGCAGAUACUGUGAUGUAGUAUGGGGUGGAAUGCUGCCCAACCACCAUAUGGAUUUAUUUUAACAAUUUUUGGGGCUAUUUGCGCAGGUUUUAAAAUGGAAAUAUAGAUUUAGUUGGAGCACUGUCUGGCAAAUUUUUUUUCUUUAAUUUUGCUCAGAAGGAAAAGCAUCAUUGGCUAUCAUCUCUGAAAUACCUACUUGCAAUCUGGCAAAAUUGUAUGUAAAACUAACCUGUUAAAGAUUUGAAUUGGAUCAUUGGGUCCUUGACUCUCAAAAGAAAUACAGAGCUACCAAGGCCACUUCUCAACACCUUUGAAUCACAGAUGGAACAUUUGUCAGUCUAUUUUAUCUUUGGUGGUGAAGUUAACACAAUAAUCUGUUGACAGAAUGCAGACACAUCAUACUAAUGUACUCAUUUGUCAAUCUGACUGCAAAAUUAGACACAGACUAUGCUCAACUUCUUGAUUUAUCUUAGGUGAUCAUUUAGCAAUAUAGAAUGUAAGGGUUAACCACUCCACAACUUCAUUUUUAUGUUUCAUUAUGAUAUUUUUAAUUUGCCAGAGAAUGGAGUGAACAUGAUAAAAGAUGGUGUCUGUUUUAAAACUUGUUAUGAUAUGGCAAGUGGUACUUGCCAGGCUGACCAAAUCCCAAAGGGAAACUUGGCCAAACUAUCACAACAAUUUUGCAAUUUGUAUUUAUUACGAGAAGGUAUGUACACUGAAGUCAGAAAUAAAGAGUCCACUACCAUCUUUAGAGAGCUUAAGGAUUAAGUUAAAACAUUAACAAAAGAAACAAAGAAGUUAAACACACAAGAUCACAGUUACACUGUUAAACUUAGUCUUAUAACAAUUCCCAAAAGAUUUCUACUUAGCUAGGCUCUCAACUACACACCCCUUUUCACGCAACAGUCUAAAUAGAUUCUUAAUCUAAAAAACAUCCAGCAAUAUUACCACAAGCACCCACUGUUGCUAUAAGGGAAGUGUUUCACUGCUUCACUCUCCCUCUCACUCGACAACAGAGUUCCAAGGCUUUUAACAAAACCUUUCUCUCUGCAACAAGCAAAUGCUUCUCUGGUGACUAGAGGCUACUUUUUCACAGGUCUGUUUCACAGUCCACUUUUCAAGAACUCACAUGGCCACUCCCCUUACAGCUUUCCAUCUUUCUUUAAAUGUAUUUUCUCCCUUUUGAUCUGUAAAUCCCGUUGUUUCACCCUUUCUUUGGAAGGUACUUUUCCCAGAAUAUAAAAAUCUUUCAUGUUGUCAUUAUGGCCUGCACUUUCAGGAAAAAAUAAACUUAAUAACUUUGUCUUAUCUAUUUUGCCAGUUGUAAAACACCUUUUCCUAUUCCUUUGAAAUUCAAACAACCUCUCAACUUAUCUACAAAUGAAAAUGUUAGGCCUGGCCUAUUUAUCUAUCUUACAUAGCUUAUCCAUUUCCAUUUUAAAAUGCCUGUUUUACACUUAACCCAUUUAAUGAUGCAAACCUUGCAGUCUGACCAUAUUUAUUUUAAUUAAAUCAGUCUCUCUCACACAUACAUGCACACGCGCACACACACACACGCACACACACACACACACACUCUCACAUACAACACAGCCCCCACAAGCCUGCUUUAAAGUAUCUCACAGUAAUAUUAGGAAAAAAUAAUAUUUCCUUUAUAAACUCUUGUACAAAUGUAACUCAUAUAUGAUAGAGCAUUAACGCUCUGCCUCCAUAGUCACUGUACAAAUUUGGAGAAAAAAAUUGGACUCUACCAAGAUUCACUUUGCUUAACAGUCUAUCUAUCUCUGCAGCCAAUUUUGAAAGAGGUUUGUCCCUCUGGACUCUCCUCAACAUCUGACAUUAUUUGUGCAAGUGAUGGAAUUGAAAGCUGGAACGUACUUGGAAUGUUAUGUCAACUAAUGAUUAUGUGAAUCUAAGUAAUAAAUGCUUUGGCUGGUAAUCUA
This is a messenger RNA of Carcharodon carcharias (great white shark), 4458 nucleotides long. Its product is annotated as V-type proton ATPase subunit S1-like. Gene Ontology annotation, cellular component: proton-transporting V-type ATPase complex. The transcript is spliced from 10 exons. The record is from RefSeq and is a predicted model, not a curated record. Lineage: Eukaryota; Metazoa; Chordata; Chondrichthyes; Lamniformes; Lamnidae. Bases 132 to 1499 code for a protein of 455 amino acids.